AUGGGCCUCUCCCACGUGCUGGUGUUUUGCAUAGUGGGCAUCUUUGCGAGUGAACGUCAAGAAAUUCAGAGACCAAAAUUUCAGAUCAAGCCAGCCAAGCCGGUGCUGCUGCUGCAACGAAGCGUCGAGCGGGCGGCGGUGGCGACUCUGUCCUCAGUGCUAAGUGAUGCCUCGGCCAACGCAAGUACUGCAAAAGGGGUGAUGCGCUUGCAUCAGCAGAACCUGGAAAAGGGCUCUGUGGCAAGACGGUCAAAUUGUUCAGGUUUUUCUCCGUGCCUCCCGUACGAUCUGACAGAAGAGACGCCACGCAACGGCCAGGAGUCAUCAAAAAACGUUGGCCUUGCCAUGAAGAGCAAGGUUUCGCAGCCGGCAGGAGAUCCUUUGACUGGGGAUGACCUACAGACAUCCUAUAGUGACGAGGACGCGCGGCAGUGGAGCAAAAUGCUCCCCUGCGAGUUGCACUUGGCAGGCACCACGAUUCAGGCGUUGCUGGACCACUAUGCAGACUCUGCAGCUGACACCUCCGGACUGUCGCUGAGCCAUUCCCUUGGCUCUCAUUCGAUUUCUGCAUUGCUGCUACAAUUCAGAGGCGAGCUCUCCAAGGCCUGCAAGGUGAAGGAAAGCCAUAUCCUGAUGAAUUCCGUGUAUGGCAGAUUUUUGCGGCCAGCUUCUUCAGUUUCUUCGAUGCUGAAAUCGCGCAACAGUAUUGAAACAUUGGAGUCCACUGGCGCAAGCCUAGUCAGCAGCGCCGUGCCGUUUGAGGAGCGUCUCGGAGAGGAGGUGGUGGUGCGCUUCUUCGUAGUGCCAGAAAGAGACGGUGACGACUUUGCCACGGUGGUCAACUCACUGCGAGACUCGCUAGCUAACAACAAGAGCAGCCUGCUGGCCGGAAAGCUUUCUGAUGUGAUGCGCCACGCGUCCCUCACAAUCGGUUACCAGGAUGUGGCUGGCUUCACUAGCAUUCCAAUUGACAAGCUCUCGAAUCUGGCACUGCCUUUUGCCAUCUCCGCAAUCUUCACCGGCAUACUUAUUUGGUUGGCCGGGUAA
Molecule: messenger RNA, 1047 nt
Organism: Symbiodinium sp. CCMP2592
Lineage: Eukaryota; Dinophyceae; Suessiales; Symbiodiniaceae
Source: the annotation of a GenBank genome assembly